AUGCCAAAUAGUGGCUUUAUCGACUAUGCCCAUUUGCGCCUACGCGAAGCCCAUCCUGGUCCCUGUCAAUAUGACUUGAAAUCAGUUAUUGGGCCUAAUUCAGAUAGUCUUAAAAAGAGCAUUUUCAACCGUCCCAAAGAUAACGGCACGUCUUUAGCAAACUCAGCGGCAGUGGGUCCUGGCUCGUAUAUCAUUGCCUCCAGCAUUGGCACUGGGAGCGCGGCGGACUUCGGUCCGCACUCAUCUAAUACUGAUCCUAAAACAUUUUCCCAGAUAAAGAGUGUAACUUUCGGCUCUAACAGCGCCUCUGCGAAGUCAGCGCAAAGAUCGCGUAAUGCGUCCCCAAACCUUUUGAAACCUUCGUCUGAAAUCAAAAAGGAGAUUUUAGAGGCGCGCCAACCGCUUUACGGAAGCCCUGCAUUCACUAUGAGGGGGCGCCUGAAAGGAUAUUUCGAUGUCAAUCCCAAUAAUGUAUGCUCAGGUACCUACACCCUGCCCAGCUGUUUUGAUAGCCCAACGCGAAAAAAUCGAUUAAAGGGAACCUUUAGUGGUCGCUACGAAACAGCCGAAGAACGAGAAAAAAAACUUAUUCCAGGUCCUGGUGCGUACAAUGUAACUCCCGUAACUAGUGGGAGGGCGAUAAGCAUACUUGGCCGUACCGACCGUUGUGCUACAAGUGGUGGCAGAAAGGAAGGUUCUGCUCGUAUAAGCGGGUCCGGGCAUAGUGCGUAUGGAGACCCUACUACCAUCUCUCACCGCCUGCAUAAACAAGUUUCCCCUUACCAGCAGUUCUCAGGCGUGAGCACGUUUGGCAACCGCCCGGAUUCUUCACGAGACGACUACCGCAGCAGCAUGCUCCCGGGGCCGGGGGCGUACAAUAUAACCCAAGCUGCCGACUUUCUUGAUCCACUCAAAAAUCACUCAUCAGUAGUCAUGCGAUCACCCACAGUUUUAAAUACAUCAGCACGCCAGAAAGAUCGACUAAAGGGCGGGGGCAAGGGUGGUAGUAAUAGCUGGCGCGCAGCAGAGAACGAAUAUUAUUGUAUCACACUUCCCUCAGACUUUUCGCAGGACUCUCGAAAAGGCGUGAAAAUAUUGGGUCGGAACUGGCCAGACCAAUGCAAUUCUAUUAAUAAUAUGCAAGAUGAUCGAAAUAUCAAAUCCUCAAAUAGUACACGUCCUUGUACACAAAGGAUUGGCUCAUUCCAUCUAUCUGAACAAUACGCACGGACGCUACCGUCUGGCGGACGCUUUGCAUCGCGUCCCUAUGGUGCAGAAUCCUCAGACGAUAUCCAGAAACGUUCUGCAUCGCGAGAUGGAAAGGACAAGAAUCCUUUAGGUCAAGACAUCAAAGACUCAGCGCCAGGGCCCGCGAACUAUGAUCUCAAAUAUAACGCCGUCCAACCACGAUCGCCGUGCGCGAUACUGAGUGGUAGUCCCCAUGCGUGUGUGGAGAUGGCGAACGCGGAGCUGGCCGCGGCCCAGCAGUACGACACGUAUGGGGUGAGCCUCUCGGGGAAACGAAUGAACACCUCGCCAGGCCCCGGCCACUACCACCCGGACAACAAACUCAUCUACCCCAAGAUUUGCUCAACGAUCUUCUACAAAGGGGAUUUCCACACACGAAAUGGGAUGCCGCUGGGGACUAUGGCGGAGGCCGCGACCUAUCCUGGUUCAGGGAUGCACUAUAAUGACACAACGUUGUACAGCCGAAGUAUCGCAAGUGACGUGGCUCACGGGCUUCAUGCGAAAACCUUUGGGACACGAUUCCCUGCACGAGCUUUAUAUCAAGUAUGCAAGCCUCAGGAUAAAGCUACUAAUACUAAUUGUAUAUACUCAGAUGAGUACGCAUUUUAUUUCGGUUUAAUUAAAACUAAUGACAAACCUGUACAGUAA
Messenger RNA from Phytomonas sp. Hart1, 1896 nucleotides. The record is from the annotation of a GenBank genome assembly. Lineage: Eukaryota; Euglenozoa; Kinetoplastea; Trypanosomatida; Trypanosomatidae.